CGCAGUCCACGGUCCACGGUCUGCAGUCCCCAAUCCGCACGCUGCACAUCACCCCAAACAUUCAUCCUGUACUAUUAAAACAAAACACCUCACGUCGCCGAGGUGCUGGCCCUUGUGUGCGGGGCGUCCAUAUCUCAUUGCCUAUAUUUACAUUCCCUCGUUGUGUCAGAGCCUCGUUGCCACUCUUCCUUCUGCCAGAGGCUUCUGUUUGCGUCUGCGCCACUUCACACCCGAGACACCUUUUAGCCCACUUACCAAGUACAUUGCUAAACAGCUCGUUGGUCUUUGGACUCCGACAUCUAAAGUUCCUCGUCACGGGCCUAGACACCGAAAUCCACUUCAAUAGAGACAAAGAACAGACGGACAUUGUAUCCCGGAAGCCUUCUUGCCUUUGCCCUUGGUCGACCAUGUCCUCAUCUGCCGCCCCGUCGAUUCCACCACCAGCCAUGAGCCCGUCCCACAAUCCAUCCAGGCCGACUGGUGCUAGACAUCUAGCACCGGCCUUACACGCUGCUUCGCCUUCGCGCCGCGCCACUUCGGGCUCAGCGACCCAAACCGUCACCCCCGUCGAUUCAGCCUCAUCCCGAUCAGCUUCGCCAGAACCACUCAUCCUCCGUCUCCGUGGUGCCCAUGAUGCCGCGGCCGGGUCCAGCACAAACACCACCCGAGGCCGCCGAAGACAGAUCACGUGGGCAGAAGACGUGGUGGACAACGAGGGGCUGGGCAGAAAAUCAAGCAAAGUGUGCUGCAUAUACCACAAACCGCGGGAGUUUGGCGAGAGCUCCAGUGAAGAUGAUAGCUCGAGUGAUUCCUCGAGCGAUAGUGACAGCGAUGCAGGCGGCAGCGACAGUCCCGAUGACGGCGGCGCGAGGAUGAGCGGCAACCGGAGAGGGAGGAAACAUGACCACCGGCACGGCCGUCCUAAUGACCACGACCAUGAUGACGGGUGCGACCAUGGGAAGGGCAAGGGGAGAAGGAAGCCCAGUCCCAAUGCUUAUGAGAAAAUGCCCAGGUACCACACAAAGCAUGAUGCAGGGAAGAGAUGAAUGACGGUUAUGACGUCUCUCUAGUCGUUGGGGGCCAUUUGUCUGUACAAGCGGGCAACUGCAUGCUUGCCCCUACAUGGUGUUGGUGUCAUGGCCUAGGGAUUGAGCGACGGCGCUCUUAACGGAGUUGUUCAAUGAUGAAAUUCGAGUUGUUCCACAGCAAUCAUUUGUCUUACGUUGAGGGAAGGCAUAGCAAUGAAACUCUCACACCUUGCAGACUGCGAUACCUCUCUCUUUAGGAGGGCUUUCCUUUUCUCGACUGACCCAUUGAUUGCUGAUUGGUUUUCGUUCAGCGAUCUUCGCCAUGUCCCUCAACACCUGCCUAGGUAAGUAUGUUCCUGCUGAUCAGUGCAGAUCUCAUUUUCUACUCUGGACAGGGCUGUCACCGUGGGGGCAGUUAUCAUCCUAAAUGGGCAUUGUCCGGCCAGAUUCAUCAUGCCGGAUACUGUGAGAAGGCAAUUUGGAAUGGGGCAUGGAUGAAAAGAGGAGAAAGUGAUUCCAGUGCGCAGCAGGAUGGGACACAGUUCAUUUGUGCCCUGGUCCUUGUGAGGCAGACAGGACCCAGUGGCGGCAUCCAGGCGAUCGUGCACUGCGUGUGUUCCUGGCUCACAGCAACAAUCAUCUCAAC
Messenger RNA from Cladophialophora immunda, 1674 nucleotides. RefSeq lists its product as uncharacterized. The transcript has a single exon. Gene Ontology annotation, cellular component: nucleus. The record is from RefSeq and is a predicted model, not a curated record. Gene Ontology annotation, molecular function: protein phosphatase 1 binding; protein serine/threonine phosphatase inhibitor activity. The coding region runs from base 408 to 1046 and encodes 212 amino acids. Lineage: Eukaryota; Fungi; Ascomycota; Eurotiomycetes; Chaetothyriales; Herpotrichiellaceae.